AUGGCGAGUUCUAGUUCUAGAUCCGAACAAACUAGUACAGAUCUUUCCAGUUUGUAUGAAGCGAUAAAAUCAGGGGAUAUUGAUUCCCUGAAACAACUACUGGUGAUAACAGCUCCGAAAUCGGAUGAGUUCGACGUUGAUAACCAUCUUCUCCGCCAAACCCAUUUCAACAACAAUUCCCUACACGUUGCCGUGCAGCUAUCAGAAUCAGUAACCUUAGUGGAAGAAAUAUUUAAGCAAUGUGGUUCAUCAAAAUCGUUGGAGAUGUUAAUGCAACAGAACAUGAACGGAGAUACUCCCUUGCAUAUAGCAGUAAGGAUGGGGUCAACUGAAAUAAUCUCGCUUUUUAUUAAUCUCGCAGGCCCAGAUUCUCAUGCGCUCCAUCAUUAUAAUCAAAGGGGAGAUGAAGAUUCUGUCAAUGAUGUCGAAAAGGGCGUAAUAAUGACUGAAUUGGUACCGGCAGCUGAUAAUGGUGCAACUAAAAUGAAUGUGGAGCAACUUGUGAGCAUUGCAAACAAAAUGAAUAAUACGGCGCUUCACGAGGCACUGCACUAUCAAGCCAACUCUGGGAUACCGCAGUUGUUGAUAAGGGCAGACCCAGGUUUUGAUUAUCUUGCCAACGAUUUUGGCGAGACUCCACUUUACCUUGCGAUCAAGUUCGGAACUGCCGAACUUGUGGAACAUAUACUCGAGAUUCGUCCAUCUCAAAGUUAUGGUGCCUCGGGUGGACGUACAGUGUUACAUGCACUAGCAAUGCGAAAUUCCUACUCCGACUUUCAAGGGGCUCAUUCAAAAUUGGUUUAUCCUUUGAGACAUAUAGUGAAAGAAGUCGAUAUAAAUGGGUGUACGGCACUUCAUUAUGCAGUACAUUGCAAUAACGCUGAGUUCAUCGAUGUGGUGUUGAAACUCGAUCCAUCUGUUUGUUACAUGUCUGAUAAAGAUGGCAUGACAGCUCUCCAUUACGCUGCUGCAAAAGAUGCUCAAAGUUGGGAGUCUGACGAAGUACUUUCUAACGAUGUAAUGAAAAUUAUGCUUCGACAUUGCAUGGAUUGCUGUGAAGUGCUAGACAAUGAAGGAAGAAAUUUUCUUCAUCUUGCAGCUCAAAAUAAUAAUUCCCAUGUACUCAAUUUCGUUCUAAAAGAGAUUAGCUCAGAUUUGACCGUGUACGCAAUCUUAAGAAAGAAAAAUAAAAACGGAGAUACACCUGCUGCAAUGAGCAAUGUGUUCUAUGAAAUUCUCGAAUCUAACGCCAGAAUGCAGCGGAUCGGGAGAGACUGGUUCAGGGGUGAGGGGUACAACUUUAAGUACCUCGAGAAUGAUCUUAACAUACAGAGAAACAAAUAUGGAAAAACAGCUGAAAAAACCGAAGCUGAAGAGGCAGCUGAGACUAAAGAAGCAGAUAAAAUGAUGAGAGAACAAAUGGAGUAUUAUAACCAAACCCUUCUGGUGGUGGCAGCACUCAUAGCAACUGUUGCAUUUGCAGCUAAUUUUACAUUACCUGGAGGUUACAACGACAAAAAACCAGACGAAGGCAUGGCCUUACUAGCUGAUAAACCGUCUUUUAUAGUGUUUAUAGUUUCUAACAGUCUGGCCAUGGUUCUCUCUGCUGUGGCAAUUUUAAUCCAAUUUGUGGGCAAAAUGUUAUCAAUGUGGCUGAAAGACCCUGAAUACAAGAAAACAAUCCUACUUACAAGGACACUUCUCUGCAAUCUGCUUGCUAUCCUCGCAAUGAUGGUAGCAUUUGUGACUGGAAACUAUACAGUGUUAAGCCACUUGCCUGGACUUGCAAUUCCUGUUUGUACUCUUGGUAGCAUCUUCUUCGCUUUGGCAUUCUUUGUGAUCCACAAGAUAUCGAAAUGGAUGAAAGAAGAUGAUGUAAAUUGGAAAUAA
Papaver somniferum (opium poppy) is the source of this 1890-nucleotide messenger RNA. Its product is annotated as ankyrin repeat-containing protein At5g02620-like. The transcript has 3 exons. Bases 1 to 1890 code for a protein of 629 amino acids. NCBI's taxonomy places the organism in Eukaryota, Viridiplantae, Streptophyta, Magnoliopsida, Ranunculales, Papaveraceae. Gene Ontology annotation, cellular component: plasma membrane. The record is from RefSeq and is a predicted model, not a curated record. Gene Ontology annotation, molecular function: protein phosphatase 1 binding; protein phosphatase regulator activity.